AUGGAUGAUCUUAGGGAGCAGCCGCUUGGACCAUCGAAACGAAGGAGAAAAGCGAAGGCGAAUGCGGAAAAAAAAUAUGAUUGUAAAGAAUGUGGAAGGACGUAUUCGAGAGCAGAGCAUUUGUAUCGCCACCAGCUUAACCAUGAAAGACAGACGAUCUAUGAAUGUCAGUAUCCAGGCUGCACUCGAAAAUUUGUUCGGCAGGAUCUUCGUGUUCGUCAUCAGGAACGGCACAGCAGUCAAGGCUCGCAAUUGCAGAAGCGCGAUGCCUCCGCACAAGCCCAUGCUGCUGGGGCUCACAGAAAGCUCUCAUCUUCGGCUUCUGAUAACCAAAGGACGGCAUCCGAUGUGUCAAUACCAUCUGUGAUUACCUCCUCUACUGUGGGCAAGGACGAUCCUGCAUCGGUGCUGGGAGAGCUCACUGCAACAUCUCUCGAACAUGGUCGCAAAUCAGUUCCUAUGACUUCCACAUCGUCCGUGUCGAUGGAAUCGCGCUAUCCACCAGCAAGGCCUCAUACGGCGAUUCCAGGUUCGGAACUUUACGCAAAACACAGCAGCAGCCCUACAAGCUACCUUCUUAGCCCGCAGCAAAAGCAACCGUUGGAUCUGAGCUACACCGUAGACCCGCGAACGAACCUCUCCAAUGUUCAUGACCCGCCUUUCAGAACAACACCCGUCUCGCCUACAGCGCACCGGCAGAAUCCGUUCCAUUCAGCAGAUGGUCCAGGCUCCGUGCACCCUGUAUCGUCUCAAUUUCGACCACCAAUGAGGCCCCUGAGUCAUUCGGUUCACUCUACGGACACUUUGAUUACAGAACCCGAUCCCCACCUCUCUACCCCAGUAGGCUUUACUGGGGUCGACACUGCACAAACUUCAACUACCUCGAUUGCUAAUGCAGUCGCCCGGGGCUUGAGCGCACUUGAUCCAAUGUCUGCGGCUCAAUAUGCAGUCACUGGAGAUGAUCCAAACAUGGACCUCACUGCAGGGUUUACGUACCCUAUAUUCAAUGGAGAUGAGUACAAUCGAUCACCUGUGGCAAGAGAAGCAGGAUUUUUUCCAUGGCUGUUUAACGAGAACCCACUAGCUAUGUCUGACAUGACACCGGCCUCGGGCAUUAUGCCUGGCUACGUCGAUAUAGCAACGACCCAAAUUCAAGGCCCUUUCUGUGCAGACGACCAUUUUGGAAGCUAUUACCCUCCCAACGUUCAACCACAAGAUCCAAUGAGCGUAAUGAGCAUUCUGGACUCCACGACGCCUACACGUUCAAUCAUGUCUGAGGAGAAACGGCACGAGAUUCUUGAGUUGAUAAGAUACCAAUUCCAGGAAAAAGAACACGAUGCUGUGAAGAGACCUAAAGCUGUCGUCUUUGACGGUGACAUCGAUGCCCAUGGCCACAUUCUCAGUCUCCGGAUGCUUCAUUCGUACAUUGGAUCGUAUUUCUUCCACCAGCAUGCUCAGUUACCGAUACUCCACAAGCCUACAUUCUCUGCUGAUAAAACUCCGAACCUCUUACUUCUGGUUGUGAUAGCGAUAGGAGCUGCCACUCUUGAUAAAGCGUAUGGAAACACAUUGACAGACGAUGCCGCAGAAUUUGCCAACUUCAUAGCCUGGCACGUGCGGUGGGAAAUUGUACGCGAUGAAGGAUACCGUCCACCUGCUAAGCUCUGGGUCUUUCAGACUCUUAUCCUGCUCGAGAUCUACGAAAAAAUGUACUCGACGCGUGCUUUACACGAGCGGGCGCAUAUCAAUCAUGACACUACCUUGACGCUUAUGAGGCGAGGCACAUCAUUCAUUGGCAGAAGUGCGAAUGAGUCCCCCGGCAGCCAGCGUGACGGCAGAACAGCAAGGUCAUCAGGUUCAGUAUCUGCGUCAGAUGGUGUUGCAUCUGAUGAAUCAUGGUCGCACUGGGUCCGUAACGAGGCUACUCGUCGUAUUGCCUUUGCUGCUUUUGUCAUUGACUCAAUACACGCAACAAUGUUUGGCCACUCGGCCAAAAUGGUCGCCUACGAGAUCCGUUUGCCCCUACCCUGCGAUGAGGCCCUGUGGUCUGCAACCUCAGCAGCAGAAGUCGCACGUGUUCAGUCCUCGCAUCAAACUAACGGCAUCAAGCCCACCAUGUUUUUAGAUGGGUUGAAGAAAACGUUGAAUGGCGAGCGGGUGAGAACCAACUCGUUCGGCCGGACCGUGCUCAUGUCUGGCCUUCUUUCCGUCAACUACCUUCUCAACCAGCUCGACCUUCAGAUCACAGCCCUCAGUGCGCAGAACCCCCAGGCAUCUGGACCGAGCAGUAAAUGGCGUCGUAUCCUUCUCCGCGCCUUCGACAACUGGAAGAAAGACUUCGAUGACGCCUUAGCCGAAGCAUACCCUUUAAACAACCAUGCCACAGGCGUGUCCGGAUCCUUCGCUCUCCGCCACAUCGACGAUGAUAACCUCUUUGAAUCCCGAACCGUGCUCCACCACCUCGCCCACAUGGCAUCCUUCGUCGACAUCUGCGACUGCCAAAUCUUUGCUGGAACCCGACGGCUCCUCGGCAGACCCAUCGGCAUAAAAGACUAUAGCCACGUCCGAGAGAAAAUGAUCAACCGCUGGGCGCGAACUGCCAGCGCACGCGAGGCUGCCUUUCACGCCCUCAAAUUUCUUAUCCAAGUCCUCGUCCCACCGAACGAAGAAGCAGGUGGCGUUACCAUUCUUCCCCACGCUCUGGACGAACACAAUCACUACCAAGCCCGUGACGACUUCUUGCUCAAUCGACCGUGGGUCCUCUAUUUCUCGGCCCUAGUGGUAUGGUCUUAUGGCUUCGCGCUCGACGGACCGCUGUCGCCUCAGCCAUCUGAAGCGGCUUUUGUGACCACCGAGCAGAAGGAGAGGGAUAUGAAAGCCUUCCUCGACCGGGUUGGCCAGGUCAGGGGGCCUGAAGAGCUAGAGUUUGUACAGGGCAGAAAUCAGUGUUUGGGCUUGCUGAUGGUGUUGAGUGAUAGUCUCAAGGCGACAAGGUGGGAGUUGACGCAGGAAGCAGCGAUCUUGUUGGGGAACUGUAUUGGGAAGUUGUUAGGGAGGAAUUGA
Molecule: messenger RNA, 3063 nt
Organism: Endocarpon pusillum Z07020
Lineage: Eukaryota; Fungi; Ascomycota; Eurotiomycetes; Verrucariales; Verrucariaceae
Exons: 2
Coding region: 1-3063 (1020 amino acids)
Biological process (GO): DNA-templated transcription; regulation of transcription by RNA polymerase II
Cellular component (GO): chromatin
Molecular function (GO): DNA-binding transcription factor activity, RNA polymerase II-specific; zinc ion binding; RNA polymerase II cis-regulatory region sequence-specific DNA binding
Source: RefSeq, a predicted model, not a curated record